GAUGUUGAAGCGCUUGAGCUCAAUGAAAGGAAUAGAGGAAAAAUACAUCACCUUAGACCUCUCUCCAAUAGAAAACAAUCUUACGGCAGUUGUUAACGUGAUAAAAGAAGUGAACGUGACCACAAUGUCUAUCGUGGAGUCAUUAAUGUCACUCAUGUCCUUGCCCCACCCUAACGGCAAACCAAACAUAAGGUCUUUUCCAUCAAAAUUCACCCGAGUAAACAGCCUAAAGUUGUGGGAAAAAUGUGACACAACAGUUAUUCAGGUGGCAAAUAAAAGAUUGAAGGCUGUGGAGGUUGUCAUUGAGGAGCUUGAAGUUGAGUUAGAGCAUAUAUUCAGAAGGUUAAUCCAAACAAGAGUUUCACUUCUUAACUUACUCACCAACUUGAAGACAUUGCCACAUCAUAGCCCAUUGUUUUAAGGGCUUGUCUGGCUGGUUCAACUGUUACUGCUAGCCACAAAGCUAUAGAAAACAAACAAGAGAUUGUAGAUUAAAUUUCCAACAACGG
Molecule: messenger RNA, 509 nt
Organism: Ilex paraguariensis (yerba mate)
Lineage: Eukaryota; Viridiplantae; Streptophyta; Magnoliopsida; Aquifoliales; Aquifoliaceae
Source: the annotation of a GenBank genome assembly